GAUUUCUUCAUAGUGGGCGGAGUCAGCGCGGCGGCGGAGGAAUCCAGGGCGGAGGGAGGUGUUUAUGAAGAGCGGUUGGCGGCGGUUGGAAAUUAGUCCGAACCGAGCCUUCGAGGGGUGACUGUUUAGCUUGCUGGAGCUGCGCGCUACAUCCAUUCGAAAUGGCUGAUCAACUGACAGAGGAGCAGAUCGCAGAAUUCAAAGAAGCCUUCUCACUAUUUGAUAAGGAUGGUGAUGGCACAAUUACAACAAAGGAGCUGGGUACAGUGAUGAGGUCGCUUGGCCAGAACCCUACAGAGGCAGAGCUGCAAGAUAUGAUCAAUGAAGUAGAUGCAGAUGGUAAUGGAACAAUUGACUUCCCUGAAUUCUUGACUAUGAUGGCUAGAAAAAUUAAAGACACAGACAGUGAAGAAGAAAUUAGAGAAGCAUUCCGUGUGUUUGACAAGGACGGUAAUGGCUACAUUAGUGCUGCUGAGCUCCGUCAUGUUAUGACAAAUCUUGGUGAGAAGUUAACAGAUGAAGAGGUUGAUGAAAUGAUCAGGGAAGCAGAUAUUGAUGGAGAUGGUCAAGUAAAUUACGAAGAGUUUGUACAAAUGAUGACAGCAAAGUGAAGACUGUACAGAAUGUGUUUAAAUUUCUUGUACAAAGAUGUUUAUUUGCCUUUCUUUGUUUGUAACUUAUCUGUAAAAUGUUCCCCCUUACUGUCAGAUUUGCAUGUAUAGUAAUUUUAGAAUUCCAGACAUGUUUCCCAUAUUGUCACUGUCUUUUAUUUUUACAUUUUACUCUUUUUGGUUUCCAUGAAAAGUUGAUCAAGUAACAAAUGCUGCAUGUGGCUUACUCUGGAUUUUUCUCAAAGCCCUCUGUGCACAUGGAAGAGCUGGAUGAAUUGGGUCACAAGGAACAUCUGGGCUCUACAGUUUCCUUUUUCUUUCUCCUUUUUGUUCCUCCCAAGUUGGAUUUCUUCAAGUAACUUGUCUGCUUGUUGGAAUGUGGAGUAAACAACUCUAAACUACAGAUAGUUAAACAAUAUUGAACUUAUGUUGCACUAAUGCAAAGCUGGUAUAUCCAGAUACAUGUCUCGUAUUUUUUGUUCUGCCUUCCCUCCCAUUUCUUUGCUCCAGACCUGUGUAUGGAACAUCACUAUGCUUUUUUCCCUUUUUUCUAUUUCUCUCUCUCUCCACUGUUGUGAAGGGUCUGCAUGUGAUUUGUAAACUCCUUCACCAGUUAAAGGUUUACUUUUGUUUAGCCACUUUUCAGAAAACCUGCUUAUGGCACAAUUUGCCUCAAAUCCAUUCCAAGUUGUAUAUUUGUUUUA
Molecule: messenger RNA, 1315 nt
Organism: Nanorana parkeri
Lineage: Eukaryota; Metazoa; Chordata; Amphibia; Anura; Dicroglossidae
Gene: CALM2
Product: calmodulin 2
Exons: 6
Coding region: 162-611 (149 amino acids)
Molecular function (GO): calcium ion binding
Source: RefSeq, a predicted model, not a curated record